GUAUAUCGUUUCUUUAUCGUGCAAGCAAAGGAUAUUUCGUAAUCUUAGAAAGAUUACUUUAUAUGAAGUAAUAAUUAAAAACUACAAAAUUAGAAGAAUUGAUCGAUUUAAAUUUGCACGAGUGCUCUAAUAAGAUAAGAUUCAAGACGAGAUACUUGGGAUUAAUUUUUGAAAUUCAAGUGAAUAUCCAUUUCAUACAUUCCUAAUUUUAUUGCGACGAUACACGAAAAGUAGGAUUUACAUUACUUUGCAUUGUCUUCGCCUACUUAUCCGCAUUCAUAAAUAGUAACUUAUUGCGGUCGAAUCGGUUACUCAUUAAUUCGCGUUACUCAAAUUCAACCUCGAUACUUAAGGGCUACUUACAGGGAACUCCUGUAAAAAGGUUACCCUCGUUAUCGCGUUUAUUACGAGCAUAAAUCAAGUACAAUGAGCACCAGAGAUAAUCUCUGGCACCGCUGCUGUACAGCUCAUGCAUAAAGUAGCAAUUUCCCCUCUGUGCGCCGAAACUUGGUUCUCGUCUCUCUUGUUAAGCAUCGCAUCGAUCAGCUCCCAUCUCGCUCUCGCUUCCACGAUGACUUUGAUGCACGUCGCGCACAUUUCUUCUUCAUCGCUCACUCAGUCGCGCUCGAUGCGACGAUUUUGAGCCGAGUGCCGAGUCGCUCAGCGCGCGAAUCUCUCUCUCUCUCUCUCUCCCUCUUUCUUUUUUUCUCUUUCUCUUCUUCUCGCCCUCUCCUUUUCUCCCGCAAGACCGCUCGCUCGCUCUCAUAUUCUCGCUCUCGCUCAUAGCGGCGGCCAACGCGGCGGCACCUCUCGCUUUCACUCGCCGCGUGGUUGUGCAAAGAGGAGGCUAUCACGGCACCCGCGACGGCACUCUCAGUAUCCGCCGGAGAGUCGUUGAAGAUACGUGUUUCUUCUCGAUAUUAUCCGCGCGAUCAGUGUAUCUCAAUAUUAUCUGAGAGAAAAAAAAUAGAAAGGAAAAAGGAGAGAGGUCGAGAAAGAGCGAGAGAAAGGAAGAGAGAAAAAGGAAGAGAGAGAGGAGAGAGAAAGACUGAGGGCUUGUGUGAGCGAAACGGGAGAAUUUCACCGAAUUUUUCACCGAAAAUUACACCUUCUCACCGCGCCGAAAGCGACAGCGGGGAACGCGCGGGACCGCGGCGUGCGCGGGAAAAGGCACGCGUUCGUGUAAGAGCGAAGAUACCGAGCGGAGUCGAAAGGGUGACAGAAAUGGUGACAGUCGGCUGGCUCAGAGGCAGCCUGGUACUGCUGUGUAUAUUGGUUAUCGUGGUGCCGGCACUAUUGUCGACCGUCAGCCAGUUCGAUAUUUCCGAAUAUGUCUACGGGAUAGAUCACGAUUUGCAGGCGAGAGCACGCUCGGCCAUCGAGGCGGAGAUAUUCGCUUAUCGAUCGCGAUCAAACCAGGCACAAUCAGCCUGCAGAGUCCGAUCAGAAAGACCCUGUCCACCGAGCAAGUACAGAACGCCUUCCGGUGCUUGCAAUAAUGUAAGACAUCCUGCAUGGGGUGCCAGAGGCUCCCCGUUCCUCAAAUUACUACCGUCGGAGUAUUCAGAUGGCAUCUCAAGACCACGUCAAUCGGUGGGUACUCACAGUCUACCUGCGCCAAGCGACGUCGUCUCCCAAAUUCUUCUAUCCUCCCCGGAGGCAGGAAGACACGAGGGUUUGACUAGCCUGUCUAGCAUCUGGUCGGAGCUGGUGCUGCAGGAUAUCGCCGCUACAGUGCGUUCCGCGGGUUCUGAGGAUAAAUGCUGCUCCGGUGUGCAACAGCAUCCGGAAUGUUACGAAAUGCGCGACGAAAGAUUCGGUUGCAGGGGCUACCUGCGAUCGGUGCCGAGUUUAACGGUGCACGGCUGCCAGUUCGAAACGAGAGAGCAAAUGAACGGCGUCUCGGCGUAUUUGGACGGGUCCGGUAUCUACGGCGCCACCGAUGACAAGAUGCAUCUGCUUAGGACCUACGACGACGGCAGGGUCAAUCUGAGCGCCUGCGAGCUGUGCAACCGGACCGAUUGGAAUGCGCUCGGUCUGUUGCAUCGGGUUUUCCUGCGCGAGCAUAAUCGCGUGGCGGAGAAAUUGGCAGAGGCGAACGUGCACUGGGACGACUCGAAGCUCUUCCUGGAGGCACGCCGUAUCGUCAUCGCGCAGCUUCAGCAUAUCACCCUUAACGAGUACGUGCCAGCGAUACUGCGGGAAGCCGCACAGAUCGACCAUGAGCUCAGACCGCUUGCGAAUGGUUUCUACGCUGGUUACUCUUCGUCCAACAAAGCUGGUACAUAUCAAUCAGUGGCACUGGCAGCUCUGCAUGCUCUCGUUUGGACGCGUGCCAAUAAAAUAGACCUGGAGAGUCACGUUCUCACUUCCGCCAACGGUAUUGGUCUCGCGGCCGCGCCUGAUGCGGUCGCCUGGUCCAUACACGUUGCACGAGAUCACGGAGUGCCUGGAUACAUCAAGUAUCUGGCUGAUUGUUUGGGAGAGAACGUUAAGAUUGAAAAUUUCACGGAUCUGGGAAGAGUAAUGCGACCCGAGAAUGCGCAGCUGUUGAGUACGAUUUAUACGAAUGUGGAAGAUGUGGAUCUUCUCGUGGGUGGUAUCCUAGAGACUCCGGUCACAGGCGUCGCUGUGGGUCCAACGUUCGAGUGUCUUCUUAAGAGGCAGUUUGUGACAAUACGAAAUUCCGAUCGCUUUUGGUACGAGAACGACAUUCCUCCAUCAGGUUUGACACCGGCGCAGCUGGUUGAAAUCAGAAAAGUGUCCCUCGCCAGUGUUCUAUGUACAAACACCAAUAUCCGCAGAAUCCAGCCGAGAGUAUUCAUCCGGCAAGACCAGUAUCUGAACACUAGAAUCAAUUGCGAGCAAUAUGAAAUCUUGAACGUCGCGGCAUGGACCGAGGAUCCGCUGCCGCUUCCUGUGAUGCAGUAUAAUUCAGUAAACAUGAGCACGGGCGGGCCUACGCCGCUUCUGCCGGAGAUCAAUCCCGAGGUUCUCGCCGCCGCGGUAAAGAGAGCAGAGGAAGAGAUAAUCGAGCGAAAGCAAUUGGAAUAUAAUGCCUGGCUAGAGCAAAGAGUUGCCGACCCGAAAUCGGCCGCCGGCACUGCGGCCAGUUUCUCGAAAGCCAACAAGGACGCUUUGCUGCUCGCCAAUUCGUCCAUUAUGUACGAAUUGGCUACAAAUGAGAUUCUAAACGGCGUACACGGUCUACGACGUAGGAGACGACAGGUCUUCGACAACACAGAAAACGUCCUGGGCUUUCCGAACGGGAACGAGUUCUCCGACCUGCUGCAGAACGUCGAUAUCACCGGCUUCCUGAAUCACAAGCCGACGAAUCACGAGGAGGUCGAGUGUCCCGUAGACAAUUCCCGAUGCGAUCCAACUACGCCAUACCGAACUCUGUCGGGUCAUUGCAAUAAUUUACGCAAUCCUAGCCUUGGCAAGUCACUGACAACUUUCGCUCGUCUGUUGCCGCCUGCUUACGAGGACGGCGUUUCCAAACCAAGAAGCAAUUCCGUUACUGGCGCCUCGUUACCGAACCCCCGAGUAAUCUCCACCGUGAUCCAUCCCGAUAUAUCGAAUUUACACAAUCGUUAUACCCUGAUGGUGAUGCAGUUUGCACAGUUCCUGGAUCAUGACUUGACGAUGACACCCAUACAUAAAGGUUUCGCGGAAUCGAUUCCUAGCUGUCGAUCGUGCGACUCGCCGCGCACCGUUCAUCCCGAGUGCAAUCCGUUCCCCGUGCCGCCGGGCGAUCACUUUUAUCCCACAGUGAAUGUCACGUCGGGUGCACGAAUGUGCUUCCCGUCGAUGAGGUCGUUACCGGGUCAGCAGCAUCUGGGUCCGCGCGAACAGAUAAAUCAGAAUACCGGUUUCCUGGACGCGUCGGUAGUCUACGGCGAGAACUCGUGCAUCUGCAACAUACUGCGCGGCUUCAACGGUCGCAUGAACAUCACGUCGAAUCCACGUCGCGGUAGAGAUCUGUUGCCACAAUCGAGAACCCAUCCGGAGUGCAAGGCACGAUCGGGAUACUGCUUCAUCGGUGGUGACGGCCGCGCUUCGGAGCAACCGGCGCUGGCAGUUAUGCACACCAUGUGGAUACGCGAGCACAAUCGCGUGAUGGAAGGUUUGCGACAGGUGAAUCCCCAUUGGGACGGCGAGAAGUUAUUCCAAGAGACACGACGCAUCAUUAGCGGAAUGCUGCAACACAUUACGUACAAUGAGUUUCUGCCAAGAAUCCUUGGCUGGAACGCCGUCAGCCUGUACGGUCUCAAGUUGUUGCCCCAGGGCUACUACAAGGAAUAUUCGCCCACUUGUAAUCCAAGUGUGCUUAACGAGUUCGCUACCGCGGCCUUCCGAAUCGGCCAUUCCUUGCUGCGACCUCACUUGCCGCGCAUGGAUCGCAGCUAUCAGAAUAUUGAUCCGCCCAUCUUGCUGCGUGACGGAUUCUUCAAUCCGGACAUGCUCUAUCAAGAGAACAUGAUUGACGAGAUGAUACGUGGUCUAGUGACUACACCGAUGGAGACGUUGGAUCAGUUCAUUACUGGUGAGGUGACCAAUCACCUGUUCGAGCAACGCGGUAUUCCGCACUCCGGCGUUGAUCUGAUAGCUCUAAACAUUCAUCGGGGCCGCGAUCACGGAUUGCCAUCGUACAAUCAUUACAGAGCGCUUUGUAACUUGAAGAAAGCUACCACCUUCGAGGAUUUAUCCAGAGAAAUGGCACCGGAAGUGAUAGCUCGUAUGAAACGCAUAUACGCUUCCGUGGACGAUAUCGAUCUCUUCCCGGGUGGCAUGAGCGAACGACCGCUUCAGGGUGGCUUAGUCGGACCCACAUUCGCCUGUAUUAUCGCCAUCCAGUUCAGACAGUUGAGGAAGUGCGAUCGUUUCUGGUAUGAGACCGACGAUCCGAAUAUUCGCUUUACUGAGCCUCAGAUGGCAGAGCUUCGCAAGACAACCCUGGCCAAGGUGAUGUGCGAGAAUAUGGACCAUCAUACGGACAUGCAGAGAGCGGCGUUUGAUUUGCCAAGUAAUUUCUUGAAUCCGCGUGUACCGUGCAGCUCCAUGCCUCAUAUGGAUUUCUCUUCCUGGCGAGAGACUAGACAUGGCUGCCAGAUCGGCGGAAGAAAUGUCGCAGUCGGCGAGUCUGGCUUUCCUACGCCUUGCACUAGUUGCGUUUGCACCAAUGAAGGCACACAAUGUGCCUCAUUGAGAGUCACGGACUGCAAUCAACUUCUACGAGAGGCUUCUCGAGAGGCGAUUCUGCAGGAUGAUGUAUGCACUGCCCAAUGCGGUUUCGUGCUGGCAGCCUCUGAGAGUAACGCGAGGCUACAGUUCACCACGCCUAGCGGCUCGGGUUUCUCCGGUUUCCCAUCACAUACAAAUAAUCUGAGAGGCUCACCGACGCCAACCUCGUUCAAUGGCUUCAAGCUGCCAGACCUUUCGCAAUUUAUUGGCUGAAUAGAAAAGGAUGGAAAGACUUAAAAUUCAUCACUCUUUGUUAACUGAUUAUUGUAUUGUACACAGAAAACACACUGCCUUUACUUCGAGAGACUGUACCCGACAAACGCGAUCCCAAAAUUUCCUAACCAAUCAGUCAUGCUCAAAACUCAAUGCUAUAAAGGAAAAAAAAAUGCAGCGGACAGACAAGGCGAAACAGUGAAGGUGUUUUGAACAUACGCGUGAUAUAAGAGAUACUUAACGGAAGAUAAAAGCAAGAGUACCUGUCGGUGUGUAAAUAUAGAUGAUAAGGCGGAAGUAUUUAGUUCAUUGAAGAAUAUGAAUAAGAUCGCAUCGUCGAAAAAUAAUAAGAGAAAAGAGCAAGAAGACACGCGAAUGGGAUAGAACUUCUUGGAUCGGGGAGUAAUUGGUUUGAGGCACAUUGAAUUACUUUAAAAUUUAUUUCGAAUAUCAUUCGAAAUAGAAAAUUUUGAAAGCCUAGAAUAUUAUGAAAUUUUCUCUUAAAUUUCGAAUAUAUAUAUAAUAUAUAUUAUUAUAUUUAUUAAUAUUUUAUAUUUUUAUAAUGUUAUAUUCCUCGAUUUUGUAUACAUAAAUAUGAAUCAUAUUCAUAAAUUUUUUGUUUUUGUUAUUCAAGCUUUUUAAAGAGAUUUUCUAAACAUUUAAGGGUUAAAAGUUUCACAAGUUUCUAAUCUUUCAAGUUUUUAAUUUUCUAGUUUCGAAUAAUAUUCGUGAAACAAUUUAAAUCUUAUUUAAAUCUUUAUAUAAUUGAAUUAUUUAAUAUUUUUUUAAAAGAAGAGAAUAAGAGCAUCUAUUAUUACCAGGAGUAGUAUAUAUUAAAUAAACGCGCAUGCAAGCAAGACUUGCUGAAAUAGAUUGUCGCGUUGUACAUAUGUGGUGACAUUGCCUUACCACGGAAAUUGAAAUCGAGAAUGACUAUAAAGCACGUCAAAAUGGACAUGCGACAUCAUGUGUGCUGUGUGGUACGUGUCAGCGUCAUAUCGAUAUUGUCGCUUCAUACGUUUGAAUGAUGGACGGUAUCGGCUCGGAAGAAA
This is a messenger RNA of Monomorium pharaonis (pharaoh ant), 6509 nucleotides long. RefSeq lists its product as uncharacterized. Gene Ontology annotation, biological process: response to oxidative stress. The record is from RefSeq and is a predicted model, not a curated record. Gene Ontology annotation, molecular function: heme binding; peroxidase activity. Lineage: Eukaryota; Metazoa; Arthropoda; Insecta; Hymenoptera; Formicidae.